Adelges cooleyi (spruce gall adelgid) is the source of this 1853-nucleotide messenger RNA. RefSeq names its product UDP-glucosyltransferase 2-like. The record is from RefSeq and is a predicted model, not a curated record. The transcript has 5 exons. NCBI's taxonomy places the organism in Eukaryota, Metazoa, Arthropoda, Insecta, Hemiptera, Adelgidae. The coding region runs from base 188 to 1717 and encodes 509 amino acids. Gene Ontology annotation, molecular function: UDP-glycosyltransferase activity.
UCGCGAGUACCUAUUUUUUAUAAUAUUAUAUAUUAAUUUUCUGGUUAUGCAACGAAACAGUCAUUGACAAUGUGAUCAAUUUAUUUCUGUUAAGCUUUAUAGAACAACCUGCCGUCAGACCACGGAACAUAACCAACGCGCGCGGUAAAGAUAGUUCGAUCCGUUUAAAAAUUAAAACGCAACAAUAAUGUUCACAGUGUCGGUUGUCUCGGUGUUUGUGGCGAUAGUUUCGCUAUUUUUACAUCCGACCGAGGCAGGCUUACGGGUUUUGGCCGUGCACACGAUAGCGGCAAAAAGUCAUUGGUAUUUCGUGGACAGAUUUUUGCAAUCGCUGACCGACGCCGGUCAUAACGUUACGGUUUUCACUUGGUUUCCAGAAGGCGAACGGCGAAACUACACGGAAAUCGUUUUGAAAGGACCGAUGCGUUUGAACCUGGACUUGGUCGAAAAUAAAGAACGGCUCAGACCUCCGAACAAUCUGAUCAACCACGUGGUACGCCUCAACAGAUUAGAAUGUGACAUCAUCUAUGGAAAUUCCAAAAUCAAAACGAUAAUGGCGGCGGGCAAUACCGACGAAUUCGAUGUCGUCGUCACCGAGUCGUUAGCUUCGGCCUGUAUGUCACACUUGGUUCGCCGUCUCCGUGUACCUCUGAUUUAUCUCUUUCCGUCGCCAAUACCGACUUACUUAGAGUCAUCGUUUCUGGGCCAAGAGCCCAACCCGGCGUACGUGUCGAACAUGAUGUCGUCCGUUGGCUACCCAAAGUCAUUCCGACAACGAUUGCUAAAUUUUCUCACCUACAAAUACAGUAAAUUCCUCUUGUGGUAUACCGAAACGAGAGCGAUGAAGUCCAACCCCAAACCGUACGACUAUAUAGAACCGGUCGUACCGUCCUUGGUUUUUGCAAACAGUCAUUUCAUUGUCGAGCCGGCCAGACCAAUGCCACCCAAUUUCAUAGAAAUCGGCGGCAUUCACCUUCCCAAACCAAAUACAAUACCGGAUGACAUUCGAGAGUUUAUUGAAAAUUCGCCCAAUGGAGUUAUUUACUUCACGUUUGGAUCGACAAUAAAAAUGUCAUCAUUUCCAGACCGCAUUAAAACCGCAUUUAAACUAGCUCUUGCGCACCUCCCCCAGAGGAUACUGUGGAAAUAUGAGAGCGAAAUGGAAGACAAACCGGACAACGUGAUGACGAAAAAGUGGUUCCCUCAACGCGAUAUUCUCUUGCACCCGAAUAUCAAGCUGUUUAUCGGUCACGGUGGAAUAUCUGGCGUGUUUGAAGCUGUCGAUGCCGGAGUUCCGAUGUUAGGGUUUCCACUUGUCUACGAUCAACCGAGAAACAUUGCCAAUCUGGUCGACGCCGGAAUGGCCAUUGCACUCGACGUGAUGACCGUCACCGAAUCUCAGAUAUUCGAAUCGAUUAAUGAAUUAAUCAACGAUAAAAAGUACACGUAUAAUGCUAAACUAGCUUCCAAGCGUUUCAAGGAUCGCCCAAUGUCGCCUGCUAAAUCAGCCGCUUACUGGACGGAAUACGUUGUACGACAUAAUGGUGCACAACAUCUAAAGACUAAAGCGUUUGAUCUCACGUGGUACGAAUACUACCUUCUAGACAUACUAUCUCUGAUACUCGUCACGAUUUCAUUAAUUGGCUUUAUUAUUUAUAAAUGUUUAAAAGUUAUAUACAAACAAUUUUUAUUCAAGUUUAAGUUCAAAAUUGAGUAAAGUUUGCGUCUGGCUUCUUUGUGCUUUGUAUAAUAGAUUAAUUAUUUAUCGAGAAUUAGUAUAACUACACUAAUAUUAAAAAUAUUUUGUAAACCAUGAUCAAAAAUACUAAUAUAAUUUUUCGGUUCAAAUUUCA